Messenger RNA from Penicillium taxi, 2100 nucleotides. Its product is annotated as forkhead box transcription factor. The transcript has a single exon. Gene Ontology annotation, molecular function: RNA polymerase II cis-regulatory region sequence-specific DNA binding; DNA-binding transcription factor activity, RNA polymerase II-specific. The coding region runs from base 1 to 2100 and encodes 699 amino acids. Gene Ontology annotation, biological process: regulation of transcription by RNA polymerase II. The record is from RefSeq and is a predicted model, not a curated record. NCBI's taxonomy places the organism in Eukaryota, Fungi, Ascomycota, Eurotiomycetes, Eurotiales, Aspergillaceae.
AUGGGAUCAACGCGUCCGCCUUCCGGCGCGCAUACUUCUCUGGCUCCAUCGGCUUCGAUUCUCAAGUCGCAACUUCAACCUUCACCGCUACCAUUGCAGCCUAUUGAAAACUCAAUCCAUCCAUCAUCCCGCCCGCACAGGCCAUUACAAGGUGUUCCUAGUCAAGGUUCCCUUGGUCGCAAACUCGGUUUCGUUCCCAUCUCUGCGCCUGCACCUCCCAUGUUCACCGAUUCACUGGCCAAGAAACCCGCCUUCAAUAUUCAUUCCCACUCUUCUAUGCCCCAGUCGGCAUUAUUCACCACCUUUUCCACUGUAAAUCCAGACUCAUCAAAGGAGAAUCAACAUCCUGAGGAAACUUCAAAUGGAAGUUUCGCUGACUUCCCAGAACCCUCAUAUGAAUCUAAGAUCCCCAUGAAGCGAUCUCUCAUGGAAGCUGCCCCUCUCAAGGAACGAUUCAUCAAGAAGCAAAAGUGCGAAGACGCGACAAUGAGCCAUAUUCCAGAACCACAUGCCAUGCCUUCGGUAGAAGAUGAUGGCACCAAGCCACCCUACAGUUAUGCGACAUUGAUCGGCAUGUCCAUUUUGCGCGCCCCAAGUCGUCGCCUGACCUUGGCGCAAAUUUACAAGUGGAUUUCAGAUACAUUCUGCUACUACAAGAACAGCGAUCCUGGCUGGCAGAACAGUAUUCGCCAUAAUCUCAGUCUCAACAAAGCCUUCAUCAAACAGGAGCGACCCAAAGAUGACCCAGGUAAGGGUAACUACUGGGCUAUUGAAACAGGAAUGGAACAGCAGUUCUUGAAGGACAAGCAAGUGCGACGCGCCACCAUGUCAAGCCUACCCCUUCCUGCCGCUCCUCAGCGCGAUCUUAUUCCACAACCUCAGAGUGUCAGCACCACCUGGAUGGUUCCACCACCUACUCACCAACAAUCCACCCAACAACAAUCUACCCACCAACAACCAACUCACCAACAAGCACCUCCCAAACCUCCUCCCCCAGUUGAUCUAUCAUCAGAUGCAACUCUGCCCGCUUCAGACCCUGCACUGCAGGACGAUACUGACGAGGGUCCCCACACAACGGUCCCACAUGCCGCACCACUCCGUUCAUCACCUCCACAAACCAUUCGAUCCUCUCCACCCAUUGCGCCACCUCGAUUCACUCGUCAAGGAACACCUCCCACUCCUGGCCAAGUGGUCCCUACACCGGGACAUCGUCCCCGCAAGCGCAAGACACUUGCUAUGAAUGACAGCGGGUACUUCUCAUCUUUAGAGUCCUCCGCUAUGAGACCAAACAAGGCCGGCCAUAUUCUCACUUCUGAUCUUGAUAUUGAACCCCCGCGCAUCAAGCGAGGUCGGGCUGAGGAGGAGAUUGCGCGCAUUCGAAGCUCAUCCCAUGAUAUGAGUCCUGGGCAGUCCACCAUGCGCAAAGAUCCAUGCACCCUGGCCUGCUCUUCCCCACUUCGUGGCCAGUACGUCAGCAUGUUGCCUCCGCCAUUGACACCGGUGAUCAAGUUCAAGAAGCCCGCCAAACCACCUCCAUCCGUGUCUCCAAACACGAAUCUGCGCAAUCACCGCCGCAAAAUCCAGCAGAUGGUGAACUCGCCCAUCAAGAACUUGGGUCUGACCGACGAGGAUCUACCAUGGAGCCCCGCAUUCAAUCUUCAUGACGAGAACUAUACUCCUCAAGAUCAUUUCCAUACUAGCUUUGAUGUCUUUGCCGACAUCAGCGCAGAUAACACCGUUUCCUACGGUUCUCCUGAGAAGCGGUCCGUCAAGCGCCAACGCAUGAGCAGUGGAAGUAUGGCCUUGUAUGACGUUACCUCCAGCAAUGUCAACACUAGGCUAGGUGUGCCAUCGUUGACUCGCUCCAAGACAUCCGUUUUCCCAGAUUCGCCCUCGAAGAUGUCGGGAGACGCCAGCCAAGAAGACUUCUUCUCCUUCCAUCUCUUUGACGAAAGCAACGACAGCUCAGGCGAAGUGGAUGGCGUUGAUCUCCUACAAGGCUUCCAGAAGAUUGGUGGCAAAAAGGAUGACCUGAUGAAGCCCAAGUCAUUACAUUCACGCCCGCAUUUGAGCACCCGCAGCAAUACUACUCUUUUCUGA